AUGCAGCUCAAGACCGGCUUCUACUUCAUCUCCACCAUCGUCACCAGCCCCUGGGGCGAGCACUGGGUCCAGCGCGACUCGGUCGAGGACAAGUCGUUCGUCCCCAAGCCCGUCAACGUCCAGGUCGACGAGGCGGGAGCAGCUGAGUGGUACAUCGAGCAGAUCGGCGACACCAGCGUCUUCAAGCUCUCGGCCGGCUCCAUCAACGCCGACCCCGCCCCGACCGUCGACCAGGAUGGCAAGCUCGUCGCCGACAUCAGCGGCGUCUCCUCGACCAGCUGGACCGUGACUGAGUGCGGCGAGACCUGCGAUGAGGGUGUCUUUAUCAUCACAAAUGACGAGGGAAACGCCUGGCAGACUCCGCAGACCAACGACACCGACCCUCAGAUCCUGCUCCAGUACCUGGUCAUCCCUCUCAUCUACCCUCCCAAGUACCCGACUUAUGCGCAGUUCAAGUUCGCCUCUGUCGACGAUGUCGACUAG
This is a messenger RNA of Diaporthe citri, 483 nucleotides long. RefSeq lists its product as uncharacterized. Lineage: Eukaryota; Fungi; Ascomycota; Sordariomycetes; Diaporthales; Diaporthaceae. The transcript has 4 exons. The coding region runs from base 1 to 483 and encodes 160 amino acids. Gene Ontology annotation, molecular function: serine-type endopeptidase inhibitor activity. The record is from RefSeq and is a predicted model, not a curated record.